Elephantulus edwardii (Cape elephant shrew) is the source of this 4002-nucleotide messenger RNA. It is a transcript of the gene XDH, whose product is annotated as xanthine dehydrogenase. Bases 1 to 4002 code for a protein of 1333 amino acids. The transcript has 36 exons. Gene Ontology annotation, molecular function: iron ion binding; molybdenum ion binding; FAD binding. The record is from RefSeq and is a predicted model, not a curated record. NCBI's taxonomy places the organism in Eukaryota, Metazoa, Chordata, Mammalia, Macroscelidea, Macroscelididae.
AUGACAGCAGACGAGUUGGUUUUCUUUGUGAAUGGCAAGAAGGUGGUGGAGAAAAAUGCAGAUCCAGAAACAACACUUUUGGCUUACUUGAGAAGAAAGUUGGGGCUGAGCGGGACUAAGCUUGGCUGUGGAGAAGGAGGCUGCGGGGCCUGCACUGUCAUGCUCUCCAAGUAUGAUCACCUCCAGAAGAAGAUCGUACACUUUUCAGUCAAUGCUUGCCUGGCCCCCAUCUGCUCCUUGCAUCAUGUUGCUGUGACGACCGUGGAAGGAAUUGGAAGCACCAAGACCAGGCUGCAUCCAGUGCAGGAGAGAAUUGCCAAAAGCCAUGGCUCCCAGUGUGGGUUCUGCACCCCUGGUAUCGUCAUGAGCAUGUAUACACUGCUCCGGAACCAGCCCGAGCCUACCAUGGAGGAGAUUGAGGAUGCCUUCCAAGGCAAUCUAUGCCGGUGCACAGGCUACCGACCCAUCCUGCAGGGUUUCCGGACCUUUGCCAGGGAUGGUGGUUGCUGUGGAGGAAAUGAGACCAACCCAAACUGUUGCAUGAACCAGAAGACAAACAUGGCAGUCACUCUCUCGCCAUCUUUAUUCAAACCGGAGGAUUUCAUGCCCCUGGAUCCCAGCCAGGAGCCCAUCUUCCCCCCAGAGUUGCUUAGACUGAAAGAUGCCCCUCAGAAGCAGCUGUGUUUUGAAGGGGAGCGUGUGAAAUGGAUCCAGGCCUCAACCCUGAAGGAGCUGUUGGACCUCAAAGCUCAACACCCAGAUGCCAAGCUGGUGGUGGGGAACACGGAGAUCGGCAUUGAAAUGAAGUUUAAAAAUAAGCUGUUUCCUCUGAUCAUCUGCCCAGCCUGGAUUCCUGAGUUGAAUUCAGUGGAGCAUGGACCAGAAGGUAUCUCCUUUGGAGCUGCUUGCCCUCUGAGCUCCGUUGAAAAGACCCUAGUGGAUGCAGUUGCUAACCUGCCUGUCUACAAGACAGAGGUGUUCCGUGCCGUCCUGGAGCAGCUGCGCUGGUUUGCCGGGAAGCAGGUCAAGUCUGUGGCGUCCAUUGGAGGAAACAUCAUCAACGCCAGCCCCAUCUCCGACCUCAAUCCUGUGCUCAUGGCCAGUGGGGCCAAACUGACCCUCGUGUCCCGAGGCACCAAGAGGACUGUCCGGGUGGACCAAACCUUCUUCCCUGCCUACAGAAAGACUCUCCUGAGUCAGGAAGAGAUACUGCUUUCCAUAGAGAUCCCUUUCAGCAGAGAGGGUGAGUUCUUAUCUGCCUUCAAGCAGGCUUCUCGGAGAGAAGAUGAUAUUGCCAAGGUGACCAGUGGCAUGAGAGUCCUUUUUAAUCCCGGAACCACGGAGGUAAAGGAACUGGCCAUUUGUUAUGGUGGAAUGGCCGACAGAACCAUCUCAGCCCUCAAGACCUCUCGGAAACAGCUGUCAAAAUUCUGGAACGAGGAGCUACUGCAGGACGUGUGUGCAGGCCUGGCUGAGGAGCUGCACCUGGCGCCGGACGCCCCGGGAGGCAUGGUGGAGUUCCGGCGCACCCUCACCCUCAGCUUCUUCUUCAAGUUCUACCUGACGGUGCUUCAGAAGCUGGGCAGAGGGGACUCAGACGACAGCCUUGGCAAACUGGACCCCACCUUUGCCAGUGCCACUUUACUCUUCCAGAAAGACCCUCCGGCUAACACCCAGCUCUUCCAGGAAGUCCCCAAGGAUCAGCCUGCGGAGGACAUGGUAGGCCGGCCCCUGCCUCACCUGGCUUCCAGUAUGCAGGCCUCCGGGGAAGCAGUGUACUGUGAUGACAUCCCUCGAUAUGAAAAUGAGCUCUCUCUCCGGCUGAUCACCAGCACCAAGGCCCACGCCAAGAUCAAGUCCAUAGAUACUUCAGAAGCUCAGAAGGUCCCUGGGUUUGUCUGCUUCCUUUCAGCUGAUGAUGUGCCGGGGAGUAACGUAACUGGCCUUUUAAAUGAUGAAACAGUCUUUGCAACAGAUAAGGUGACUUGUAUUGGACACAUUAUUGGCGCUGUGGUCACUGACACCCCAGAACACGCACAGAGAGCAGCUCAAGGCGUGAAAAUCACCUAUGAAGAACUCCCAGCCAUUAUCACAAUCGAGGAUGCUAUAAAGAACAAUUCCUUUUACGGCUCUGAGCUGAAGAUUGAGAAAGGAGACCUCAAGAAGGGGUUUGCGGAAGCGGAUAAUGUUGUCUCAGGUGAGUUGUAUAUUGGUGGCCAAGAACACUUCUACCUGGAGACCCAGUGCACCAUUGCUGUCCCAAAAGGCGAGGAAGGAGAAAUGGAGCUCUUUGUUUCCACACAGAACACCAUGAAGACCCAGAGCUUUGUUGCAAAGAUGUUGGGGGUUCCGGAAAACCGGAUUGUGGUUCGAGUGAAGAGAAUGGGAGGCGGCUUUGGCGGGAAGGAGACACGCAGCACCGUGGUGUCCACAGCAGUGGCCCUGGCUGCACACAAGACUGGCUGCCCCGUGCGAUGCAUGCUGGACCGUGAUGAGGACAUGCUGAUAACCGGUGGCAGACAUCCCUUCUUGGCCCGAUACAAGGUUGGCUUCAUGAAGACUGGGAAAAUUGUGGCUCUGGAGGUGGAUCAUUACAGCAAUGCGGGGAACACGAUGGAUCUCUCUCAGAGUAUAAUGGAGCGAGCUCUAUUCCACAUGGACAACAGCUAUAAGAUCCCCAAUAUCCGGGGUACUGGGAGACUGUGCAAGACUAACCUGCCCUCCAACACGGCCUUCCGGGGCUUUGGGGGUCCCCAGGGGAUGCUCAUUGCUGAGUACUGGAUGAGCGAAGUCGCGGUGACCUGUGGGCUGCCUGCAGAGGAAGUGCGAAGGAAGAACAUGUACAAAGAAGGAGACCUGACACACUUCAACCAGAAGCUUGAGGGAUUCACCCUGCCCAGGUGCUGGGAUGAAUGCUUGGAAAGGUCUCAGUACCAAAAACGCAGGGAAGAGGUUGAAAAGUUCAACAAAGAGAAUUACUGGAAAAAGAGAGGAUUGUGCAUCAUUCCUACCAAGUUUGGAAUAAGCUUCACAUUAUCUUUCCUGAAUCAGGCGGGGGCCCUGGUGCACGUGUACACAGAUGGUUCUGUGCUGCUGACUCAUGGAGGCACUGAAAUGGGCCAAGGCCUUCAUACCAAGAUGGUCCAGGUGGCCAGCAGAGCUCUGAAAAUACCCACCUCUAAGAUUUACAUCAGCGAGACAAGCACUAACACCGUGCCAAACACCUCCCCGACAGCUGCCUCUGCCAGUGCCGACCUCAAUGGACAGGCUGUCUAUAAAGCUUGCCAGACCAUCCUGGAAAGGCUGGAACCCUUCAAGAAGCAGAAACCUAAUGGCUCCUGGGAAGAUUGGGUCACAGAUGCCUACACGAAUGCAGUGAGCUUGUCUGCUACUGGAUUUUAUAAAACGCCUGACCUUGGCUAUAGCUUUGAGACAAACUCGGGGAAACCCUUUCACUACUUUAGUUAUGGGGUGGCUUGUUCUGAAGUGGAAAUUGACUGCCUAACAGGGGAUCACAAGAACCUUCAUACAGACAUCGUCAUGGAUGUGGGCUCCAGUCUCAACCCGGCCAUUGAUAUUGGACAGGUAGAAGGAGGGUUUGUACAAGGCCUGGGCCUCUUCACACUGGAGGAGCUGCACUACUCCCCGGAGGGCAGCCUGCACACCCGGGGCCCCAGCACCUACAAGAUCCCCUCAUUUGGCAGCAUCCCUGUUGAGUUCCGGGUGACCCUCCUCCGUGACGCCCCCAAUAAGAAGGCCAUCUAUGCAUCCAAGGCUGUUGGAGAGCCACCCCUCUUCCUCGCUGCCUCCAUCUUCUUCGCCAUCAAGGAUGCCAUCCAUGCCGCCCGAGCUCAGCGUGCAGAUUACACCACCAAACAGCUUUUCCAGCUGGACAGCCCUGCCACCCCGGAGAAGAUUCGCAAUGCCUGUGUGGACGAGUUUACCAGCCUGUGUAUCACGGGUGUGCAGGAAAACUGCAAACCCUGGUCCCUGAGGGUGUGA